Molecule: messenger RNA, 2292 nt
Organism: Aspergillus pseudonomiae
Lineage: Eukaryota; Fungi; Ascomycota; Eurotiomycetes; Eurotiales; Aspergillaceae
Exons: 3
Coding region: 1-2292 (763 amino acids)
Biological process (GO): transmembrane transport
Source: RefSeq, a predicted model, not a curated record
AUGCCUCGGUGGAUCGCCUGGCGCCGUCUUCUCCUAAACCUUGCUGUCUAUGUCCUGAGUUGUCAAGCUGCAUGGGUGCGGAAGUAUCAUUGUGACUCUUCACGGUCCAGUGUGCCGGGGGAGUCCCCAUUCUGGAUUGACAGCCUUCGCGGCUCGUUCGACACGUUCGAUGGCUCGACCUUACUGUCAUUGUCAAUCCUCGGCGUCCACAAUGAAUCGCAGUUUACAUGCAAUGACCUCAACCUGACCGGGCUUGACACGGAAUCGCGCUUUAAUGUGCUCGGUUUCCCCGUCGGCAAGGUCGAGAAUUUUGAGAGCCAAUGUCCCCUCACAAUUACUGAGGCGCUGACACCUCCUGAGGGGUUGCUUUUCUCAAAGUACUUGUUUACGUACUCGUUCGGCAAUACCCACCGGCUGCAGACCCUAGCCAUGGAGAUUGCUUUUAAAACCACUGACGGGUCCGAAAUCGAUUGCGCGGCGGUGAAGAUUACCCCAGACGUUGGGAAAGCUGCCGCUAUAGCCUUUACCUAUAUACCUGCCGCUGUAGUGGUCCUUGUUGCGAUCACUUCGUGGCUAAAGCACCAUAAUAAAGCGGGGGUGAAAGUAGGCUGCAGAGCUGCGUGGGCCAAUCAGGGCCCUAUAUGGGAGAUCAUCCUUGAUAUCACCGACUAUAUACGAUACCUCCAGUUUGUCUUUCUGGCUGGUUCACUUACCAUGGAAUAUCCAGGCUUCUACCAGCCAAUAGUAAGCCAGGUGUCCUGGUCCUCGUUGUUAUAUUGGACAGGCCCUAUUGACCAUGGCUUUACAUACACGGGAGUAGAGGAUGGUAUGUAUGUUAGCAAUGCAUCCUACGGGCUUGAGUACAUGGUACAGAUGCUCGGUUUUCCUCAGAUGCCUGACGUAAUGCUCGAUGCAUUCAUCAAUAUGUUCAUCCUAGUUUCUGGUCUUAUUGUGGUUCUACUGAUUUUAUGCCUAAUAACGUCGGACUCGGGCUACUUGCCUUCGUUAACUGCAAUCCUUUGGCAGGGAGGGUAUAUCAUUCUAGGGGUGACUCUAUCAUUCUUCAGUGUCCCUCUUCUUUCAUACAUGUCAUACGAAUUGAUCCUGAUUGGAUAUCUUCCAAACUACCGCGUCACUUUAGUCACUUUGGCAAUGGUUGCUAUCGUUUGCGCAAAUUAUCUUAUAUCUCGGCAUUUCAAACAAAGGGAUCUGAGCGAUACAUCAGCUGUCUCUGACCAAGACAGUCCACCGACCGACUCAAGCAAAUUACUGCGAUACUUGGAUCAUCUGCCACAUGCUAUUCAACUAGCUCAAGGCAUUAUAAUCGGCGGGCUACAGGACUGGGGCCUGGUACAGCUACUUACGCUUGUUGGGUGUGAAGUCGUUCUCAUUAUCCAUACGGCCAUGCAGCGGCAGGCCAGCUUCUUCAUUUCCAAGACCGCCUGGUGUGCUGCUGUUCGCUUUAUAUCUCUCUUGUUGAGCCUUACAUUCGUGUGUUCCUCGAAUGAGGCGAUGAAACAAUGGGUCGGCUAUGUGAUCUUGUGCCUUCAUGGUGCGGUAAUAAUCUUCGGUUUCCUCCUUAUCUCGCUGUGGGAGUUGUCUCGAGGUGCCUGGAAAAAGGCUAGUGGAAAUAAUGACUUAUUCUCGGACCACUUGAUUGUGAUUCCUCCUCUGAAUCAUGGCAGCCGCUCCUUUCCUCUUCGAGACACUAGUGUCGUCCCCCACGGGAAAGGCCUGAACAACAGUCGAGACAAGCACAGUUUUGACAGCCUGGCCAGCUCCUACCGGUUGGGCUCAACUGGGACAUCCCUUGAACACCCUAAGGAGAGUGACAACUCGGCCACACCUUUCUCCCUAUCACCUCCUGUAGGUAGGCAUUAUGUCACGGACUUCUCCAGUUUCUAUAGAUCCCCACGCCGAAAUGAACCCCUGCCAACCAGAACCGGGUGCGCCAGCCCAGCAUCAGGAUCUGUUGGUUCGCCGGUAGGGUUAAGUUUGAGCGAGGAAUCAUACAGUGGCUCUCGCCCGACUCGAAGUUCUCUGGAUAUACUCGACGAGCUGUUAGAAGUACCCAGCAGACCCGAGAUAGAUUAUUCUGUUAGAGAAUCGGACUUCUACUACGGUAGAUGGAAUAACGACUCUACGUCGCCAUCGACGCUACUUUCGCCGGACGAAAAUCAACCCAGCCGACAGACGUUGCGCCAUUGGACGCACAGAAUGUUGGCGCGGUUCAAAUAUCCCAAGCGGAAGGAGAAAGGGUUCCAGGUAACGCGGCCGCCACGGACCACGUAG